AUGUCUAAUAUACCAACAGAUAGAAACCUCUUUGGAUAUGAUCCAAGUAUCGCUGCAGCUGCAGUCGCUAUGAUUGUCUUCCUUGUCACGGGUGUAGCACACUCUGUGCAGAUGUAUCUCCAUAGGCCGUGUGGGUACAUGCUGCUUAUGGUAAUCGGUGCCUUCUGGGAAUUGAUUGGAUUUGGCAUGCGUAUCAAUGCUGCCUCGCACUCCUCUAGUGCAACAUGGUUUGGUGCUCAGCAAUCAAUGUUGAUAUUGGCUCCUGUUCUUAUUGCAGCUGGAGAUUAUAUGAUCUUGACUCGCAUUAUCCGACACAUUGGAGUCGAAUUCUCACCAGUGAACCCUAAAUACGUUGCUCCCAUCUUUGUUGGAAUGGAUAUAUUAUCGUUUGCUAUUCAAGGUGGUGGAUCUGCUGCUCUCAUUAUGGCUAAAGAUGUAGCUACUUUGAAUUUUGGGUUGAAUUCGCUCAUUGCUGGUUUGGUAUUACAAGUCUUCUCUAUUGCUUGCUUCUUGCUCUUGGCUGUGAUCUUCCAGAGACGGGCUCGUGCUGUGCCUGGUACUAAAUGGCGCAGACUGAUGAUUAUGCUGUAUGUUAGUGCUGCUUUCAUCUUGAUCCGAUCCAUCUACCGUGUCGCCGAAUUCGCUCAGGGCUUCCUAUCUUCAAUCUCCACCAUCGAAGGAUUACUAUACACGUUUGACACCGCUGCUAUAUUCAUCGCCAUUGCAGUAUUCAACAUUGUGCAUCCAGCAGACAGUCUCGUUGCAUCCAAGGAAGCAGACAAUGUUUACGCCAAGUCAAACAAAAUCAACCCCUAG
This is a messenger RNA of Synchytrium microbalum, 816 nucleotides long. RefSeq lists its product as uncharacterized. NCBI's taxonomy places the organism in Eukaryota, Fungi, Chytridiomycota, Chytridiomycetes, Synchytriales, Synchytriaceae. Gene Ontology annotation, cellular component: membrane. Bases 1 to 816 code for a protein of 271 amino acids. The transcript has 5 exons. The record is from RefSeq and is a predicted model, not a curated record.